CCCUUUGACUUUCACGGUCUGUUGCAGAGUCUGAGCCAGAUCUUGGAGGUAGCCUAUGAUUUUGAGGUCCCUCUCCCCGUUGGGAAACUCAAGAGCAUCUGCUUUGCCCUGCACACCCAGGUGUGUGAUAUCGCACAGCUGCCGGGAUCAGAGAACCAGGUCAAGGUGUUCUACUGUUUCCGCCUGCUGGCCUGUCUCUCCCCAGACCAAUUUAUUUCCUUUGUGGGCUCCCGCCUCAAGACUGACAAAGAGGGAAGCUGCGUGGCAUCCCUCUCCAUCUUUAGUGGCAUCAUUGCUGCUGACUUGCCCGAGAUGAGCCAGAAAAAAUGUGCUGUAGUCAAGGCCAUGAGGUGCAUGCUUGGUGAUCAGAGCACUGAGGUGAAGAAGGCCGUCCUUCAUUUCGUCAGGACACUGCUCAGUGUGCAGGGCCUGGAUGACUGGGCCUGGGACUUAGUGGCCUAUAUUUUCAAGCAGUCCAGCUUGUCUAGGAGCCAAAUGAAGUCCAAAAACCGUUCCAGUCAGGAUGCCAAGGAGGAACAGAGCAUCCGAAUCACCUGUGUGGAGAUCCUGGAAAAUCUGGAUGUCUCAAUCAGUGGCAUGAGCCAAGUCUUAUGGCCCCGGCUGCUGGAGUACAUAGUGCCAGCUGAGUACAGCUGCACUCUGACCCCCCUGUGCCGCUGCCUCGGGGACCUGGCCGAGCAACCGCAGUGGGAGGGAGAAGAAGCAGCUUGCAUGGACCCCAGCAAAGGAGGUUUGAAAUCCAGAUCCCUGUGGUUUGAACCCGCUCCACCUGCCUCGUAGAAAAUCUUCGGUCUCUUCCAUGCACUAUGAGGAAGCCCAAAGGCGGGAGGGCCAGUUGGGUCAUUCCAAGCUGGGAGGGAGAGCCAGGCAAUGUGGGCUCCUCCAAGCCAGAGCUGCCCCAGAUUUAUGCUGUGCCACAGGGGAAUCCCAGGGCCUUUUUGCCUCAGCUUCCCCACUCAUCCAAUGAUGACUGAGCAGUGCCUGCCUCACAGAGGGGCUGGGAGUGAAGGCUGCUUGGUAAAGCUCCUUGAGAUCCAGACACAGAAGGUGCCAUGAAAGUGCCAGUUGUGCCCAGCUCCCCGAGCAGCCACGGGCAGGUGCAUUGGGAAUGGACAGGCUUGUAGCAGCAUCACCCCCCUAGUUCCAAAGUAGUCCCACAUGGCCAUGCUCUCUUUCUCUUUCCAGCCACAUUUCCUAUGGC
This is a messenger RNA of Alligator mississippiensis (American alligator), 1222 nucleotides long. RefSeq names its product maestro heat-like repeat-containing protein family member 2B. Gene Ontology annotation, cellular component: cytoplasm. The record is from RefSeq and is a predicted model, not a curated record. The transcript has 7 exons. Lineage: Eukaryota; Metazoa; Chordata; Crocodylia; Alligatoridae. Bases 313 to 801 code for a protein of 162 amino acids.